Molecule: messenger RNA, 3908 nt
Organism: Dendroctonus ponderosae (mountain pine beetle)
Lineage: Eukaryota; Metazoa; Arthropoda; Insecta; Coleoptera; Curculionidae
Product: pre-mRNA-splicing factor ATP-dependent RNA helicase PRP16
Exons: 15
Coding region: 89-3745 (1218 amino acids)
Biological process (GO): mRNA splicing, via spliceosome
Cellular component (GO): intracellular anatomical structure; spliceosomal complex
Molecular function (GO): RNA binding; ATP binding
Source: RefSeq, a predicted model, not a curated record
CCACAAGGUUAUGUUUGGAAAAUCAUUUAAGUUGAUUUUAUUAACUAAAUACAUAUUUAAUUUUCGCAAAACUAUUUGAUUCUAAUUCAUGAUGGAAGAAAAUGUUCAUCGUCUGGCGGGUAGCGCUGUCGACGAACCGGGCGGUUUAAUAAUCAAAAAGAAAAAAGACGCUGAACCAACUUUUAAGGUACCCAGGGCUUCGCUGCUAGGCUUAGACCGUUUAGCGGCGCAAAAGCGCCGGGAACAAGAGGACGCCGCUCGGAAAAUGUCCUUUUCGAUUGAAGAGGAGAACGCUGAAUUUGCCAACGAAAGUCCAAAGCAUGUACAGGAAAAGCCAAAAGAUGAACGCAAGUUCAGGGUGCCAGCAGAAGAAACACCCACGUACACAGGGGGGGUUACUAAAGAAGCGCGGGAACGGUUGCUGGAAAGGGAAAAGGACCGAUAUAAGGCAAAGGGGGUUUAUGCAACUUCAAUAGACAAAAGCAAACAUAAUAGAGAUUAUGAACGUCGUAGCGGCAAGCAUGAUCGCGAUAGAGACCGAAGGGAAAGGUAUAAACAUCGGGAUAGGGACAGGCAUAGAGACACACAUCGAAGCAGCAGGCAUGGGGACAGUUCACAUAGAGAAGAAACCACGCCGAGGUUUAGGGAUGAACCCAAAACUCCAAAUUUGAAGGUGAAAGAUGCAGUAUCAAAAGCAUCGUGGGAUGAAGAGGAGGAUCUUCCACCAAUGAAAAGGUCCACUUGGGAUUUUCCAACUCCAAACUCAUAUAAAAAGGAAGACAGAGAGUGGUCUGAAAGAAGUGCAAAAUCAAGAUAUGACGCAGAGUCAUCUAGAAGAAACGAGAAAAGCUGGAGAGACUGGAAAAGUGGUAAAAAACCUGUGGACGAUAGUGAAAGGGCAACUCCAGCCCACAAAUAUAAUGCUUGGAUGAAGGACAGAAGGAAAACAGGCGCCACACCAGGUUUAGAGAAGGAAAGCGAAAGCAAAGUGAAAUGGGACGCUACAGGGGAGCGAAGUAAUUGGGAAGAAGAGCAGAGGAGGCUGGACAGAGAGUGGUACAAUAUGGGCGAGGGUUACGAUGAUGAAAACAACCCAUUUUCAAGUGUGAGCGAUGAGUACACUAAGAAAAAAGAGGAGCAAUUGGAACAGAGGAAAAAGAAAAGAUUAAGCGCUCAACAAAGGCAAAUCAAUAAGGACAAUGAGUUGUGGGAGAGAAAUCGAAUGCUAACAUCUGGAGUGGUCCAUUCGGUGGAUUACAACGAAGAUUUCGAUGAAGAAUCGAUAGACCGGGUUCAUUUGUUGGUCCACAACAUUGUACCGCCUUUCCUUGAUGGUCGAAUUGUCUUUACUAAGCAGCCGGAACCGGUAAUCCCCGUAAGAGAUCCUACGUCCGACAUGGCUCAAGUGGCAAGGAAGGGCUCUCAUUUGGUAAGAGUGUUUAGGGAGCAGAAAGAGCGCAGAAAGGCCCAGAAGAAGCAUUGGGAAUUAGGAGGCACGAAAAUCGGGAAUAUUAUGGGUAUCAAGAAGAAGGAAGACGAAGAAGAUAAAAAGUAUAACAAAGACGAUGACACUACCGAUUAUAAAACUGAUCAUAAAUUUGCGGAGCACAUGAAAGGAAACAAUGAGGCCUCCAGCGAAUUUGCCAAGAAAAAAUCUUUUUACGAGCAGCGGCGCUAUUUACCGGCGUUUGCAGUUAGGCAGGAACUGUUGAAUGUUAUUAGGGAAAACAAUGUCGUUAUUAUUGUCGGCGAGACUGGAAGCGGAAAAACCACCCAACUAACUCAAUACUUACACGAGGAUGGUUACAGCAAGUACGGAAUGAUUGGUUGCACGCAGCCUAGAAGAGUGGCCGCCAUGUCGGUAGCUAAAAGAGUAAGCGAUGAAAUGGGGACAACUUUGGGGGACGAAAUAGGAUACGCCAUUAGAUUCGAGGAUUGCACUUCAGAGAAUACUGUGAUAAAAUAUAUGACUGACGGUAUUCUUUUGCGGGAGAGUCUGAGAGAGCCGGAUUUGGACCAUUACAGUGCGGUCAUAAUGGACGAAGCCCACGAAAGGUCUUUAAGCACCGAUGUGCUGUUUGGAUUGCUCAGGGAAAUAGUGGCGCGAAGACACGACUUGAAAUUAAUUGUUACUUCCGCUACAAUGGACAGCAGCAAGUUUUCCAUGUUUUUCGGCAAUGUACCUACUUUUACUAUUCCUGGUAGGACUUUUCCGGUAGAGACAUUAUUCAGCAAGAAUCCUGUAGAGGAUUAUGUAGAUGCUGCAGUAAAACAAACGUUGCAGAUUCACUUGCAGCCUCCAUCCGGGGAUAUUCUAAUUUUUAUGCCUGGACAAGAAGACAUAGAAGUGACGUGCGAGGUUCUAGCAGAACGGUUAGGAGAAAUCGACAAUGCGCCUGAACUAUCGAUUUUGCCCAUCUACUCCCAACUGCCUUCGGAUCUUCAGGCGAAAAUUUUCCAGCGAUCUCCUGAAGGCAUUCGAAAAUGCGUAGUGGCCACCAAUAUAGCUGAAACAUCGCUAACUGUCGACGGUAUUAUCUUCGUUAUAGAUAGCGGCUACUGCAAGCUAAAGGUGUAUAACCCUAGAAUCGGUAUGGAUGCUCUACAGAUUUAUCCGAUCUCACAAGCCAAUGCGAAUCAACGUUCCGGGCGCGCUGGUCGUACAGGGCCCGGUCAAGCUUUCCGGCUUUACACUGAACGGCAAUACAAAGACGAGCUGCUGGUCACCACAGUGCCAGAAAUACAGCGUACCAAUCUGGCUAAUACGGUAUUGUUGCUCAAAUCCCUUGGAGUUCAGGAUUUAUUGCAAUUCCAUUUUAUGGAUCCUCCACCUCAGGAUAAUAUACUGAACUCGUUGUAUCAGUUGUGGAUCUUAGGCGCUUUGGACCAUACGGGUGUUCUGACCAAGCUUGGAAGGCAGAUGGCGGAAUUUCCUUUGGACCCUCCUCAGUGUCAAAUGCUGAUUGUCUCGACCCAAAUGGGGUGCACCGCUGAGAUCCUUAUUAUCGUCUCCAUGCUGUCGGUUCCUUCGAUUUUUUACCGCCCCAAAGGCCGAGAAGAAGAAGCCGAUGGAGUGAGGGAGAAAUUUCAGGUUCCCGAAAGCGAUCACUUGACCUUUUUAAACGUCUACAACCAAUGGAAACAGAAUGGAUAUUCGGCGCACUGGUGCAAUGAACACUUCAUUCACAUCAAAGCCAUGCGAAAAGUGAGGGAGGUGAGACAGCAGUUGAAGGACAUCGUGGUGCAGCAGAAAUUCGAGAUAAAAUCGUGUGGAACCGACUGGGAUAUAGUUAGAAAGUGCAUUUGUUCCGCAUAUUUCCAUCAAGCUGCUAGACUAAAAGGUAUUGGUGAGUAUGUGAACUGCCGUACCGGGAUGCCGUGCCACCUUCAUCCAACGUCGGCCCUUUUCGGUUUGGGCAGCACUCCAGACUACGUAGUUUAUCACGAAUUGGUAAUGACGGCCAGAGAGUACAUGCAGUGCGUGACUUCCGUCGACGGCCACUGGUUGGCUGAAUUGGGACCAAUGUUCUUCUCAUUAAAAGAGACAGGAAAAUCAGGCAGAGCCAAGAAGAAACAAGCCGCUGAACAUCUGUUGGAAAUGGAAAAUCAGAUGCAAGUGGCUCAAGAGGAAAUGAAGGCACGAAAGGAAGCGGCCGACAAGAAAGAGGCUGCAAUGAAUAAAGGCCAGGAAAUCAUAUCGGCUGGAACCACUCCCCGAAGAACACCCGCUCGAUUUGGGCUUUAGGCUGCUGGAAACCGCUCAAUUUAAUUGAGAUUGGCGGUUGUUUCAUAUAGUACGCAGCAUUAUUUUACAUACUAGUUUUAUGGUAACUCCAAACUCGUCAGAGUUUGUUCGACCGACUGUACAUUUUCUCAAUCAAUAAAGAUUGAUCCCAAUCAAAGACGUU